This is a messenger RNA of Zasmidium cellare ATCC 36951, 366 nucleotides long. RefSeq lists its product as uncharacterized. NCBI's taxonomy places the organism in Eukaryota, Fungi, Ascomycota, Dothideomycetes, Mycosphaerellales, Mycosphaerellaceae. The coding region runs from base 1 to 366 and encodes 121 amino acids. The transcript is spliced from 2 exons. The record is from RefSeq and is a predicted model, not a curated record.
AUGAAUACGAUUCGAUCAGUAGGCUACGGCUGGGGCGUCCUCAUUAUCGCAGGCGGCGGAUCAUACUACUUUGCGAAACGAAGCAUCAAUGCCGACCGAGAACAGCGAGCACUUGACGAGGAACGCCGAAGACAGCAACGCGAGCGACUACGAGUACAGGAAGCUGUAUCACGAGACAUGAGAAUGGGACAAUCGGGCGGAAGAGAUCCAGACGCCAGCCGGCCGCCGGUAUCAGAUCGUCCUUCGCCAAGUCGAGAGGCUGCUGAGGACCCCGCACCAGUAACACAUGCGGAGGGGAAUGAAUCACGAGGGAAGUACGAAGCAGCGGAGCCGUUCAGAUCAAGAAAAGGGGAUAGAUUCAGUUGA